This is a messenger RNA of Trichoderma atroviride IMI 206040, 1266 nucleotides long. RefSeq lists its product as uncharacterized. The record is from RefSeq and is a predicted model, not a curated record. NCBI's taxonomy places the organism in Eukaryota, Fungi, Ascomycota, Sordariomycetes, Hypocreales, Hypocreaceae. Gene Ontology annotation, molecular function: oxidoreductase activity, acting on paired donors, with incorporation or reduction of molecular oxygen; heme binding; monooxygenase activity.
CCGAUCCUCGGCUCGCUGCCCUUUUAUACAAGGAGAGGCGAUUAUUUGAGGGAGGGCAAAGAGCGCAGUGCUAACGGGCACUUUAAUUUCUUCUUUGGGCCGUAUCCCAUUGUUGCCAUCUCGGGGGAGGCUGCGCGGUCGGCAUAUUUUACUACUCGCGGGCUUGAUCUAAGUGCUGGAUUCAAAAAACUCUUCUCAGCAGGCCCUGAUGUUGACAGCCUCCUUGGCCGUAACAUGGCCACCUAUUUCGUGACGCUGUUCAAGCGUCUCACCGGAAAGGAUCAUUUGGCAACCUGUCUCCCCUAUCUCAACCAGGAUGCCCACGGUACCUUUUCUGCCAUCGACACAUCUGUUCCCAUGGAUCCAUUCGUGGUUCUGCGUGAUCUCAUCUGCAAGAUGACGCAUCGUACCGUCGGCUGCCACGACGUUGCUGAAGAUCCUGAGUUGCGGGCGAAAACAAUGAAGUACUAUGACAUGCUGGAUGCGAGCUCUGCUCUUAGUAUCAUGUUCCCCUGGCUGCCAACUCCUACGAAGAUGAACAAGCUUUGGGGAGGAGGAAAGCUGCAUAUGUUGUUUCUAAACAUUAUCAAGGAGAGGAGAAGAACUGGUCGGAGAGCAGAGGACACCGUGCAGGUACUCAUGGAUAAGGGUGAAAGCGACAUGGUCACUGCAGCAUUUAUCAUUGGCGCGCUAUUCGCUGGCUUGAUCAACACUGCCAUUCAAGCAGCGUGGAUCAUCUGCUACCUUGCUUAUGAUCCGGUCUGGUACGCCAAAGUCCAAGCAGAGGUUGAUGCAGCCGUUGCCAAACACCGAACUUCUGAGCAUCAGACCCCGGCUGAAGUCCUGCAAACGCUCUCUGUUGAUACAUGGGAGUCUGAGUUUCCUUCUCUUGACUUGGGAGUGCAAGACAGCAUCCGGCUCAACCUGAUGGGAGCUUCUAUGCGCCAGAAUAUCUCUGGCAAGGACAUUGUGCUUGGGGAUACAGGCGUUAUUAUUCCAAAAGAUGCAUUUGCAGUUUAUAGCAUAUCGGAUGUUCACAUGGAUGAGACGGUAUACAAGAACCCAGGAAGAUGGGAUCCGGGCCGAUAUCUAUCCGACAGAGGAGAAGACAAGGCGAAGCAGCACGGAUAUGUUGGAUGGGGAUCUGGAUUGCACCCAUGUCUGGGCAUGAGAAUUGCGAAAAUGGAACUCUUUGUUUCCACGGCCACGUUUGUGGCAAUGUUCAACUUUAAAGCGGUCGAUAAGCUUGGGAAGCCGAGGACCGAG